Messenger RNA from Macadamia integrifolia, 905 nucleotides. RefSeq names its product hydroxyethylthiazole kinase-like. Gene Ontology annotation, molecular function: ATP binding; hydroxyethylthiazole kinase activity; magnesium ion binding. The record is from RefSeq and is a predicted model, not a curated record. Gene Ontology annotation, biological process: thiamine biosynthetic process. NCBI's taxonomy places the organism in Eukaryota, Viridiplantae, Streptophyta, Magnoliopsida, Proteales, Proteaceae.
AUGAAAAUGGAACUGGGAAGUGCUUGGGGUCAGAAGGCAUGGAGGUUCCUAACAGUAGUGAGAGAACAACAUCCGCGCAUCCAAUGCAUUACAAAGUUCGUCUCCAUGGACUUGAUGGCCAACACUCUGCUCGCAGCAAGUGCAUCGCCUGCAAUUCUGCACAGCCUGCAAGAGAUACUUGGCUUCACCUCUCACGCCCAUGGCCUCUGCAUCAACGUGGGUACUCUUUCCCUUGACUGGCUUCCUUGCAUGAAGUCUGCCGCUUCAUUGAUGACUCAGUUGGGGAAGCCCUGGGUUCUCGACCCGGUUGCCGUUUCGACCUCCGAUUUUAGAAUGAAGGCCUGUCUCGAACUCGUUGAGCUUAAACCCACCGUUAUUAGAGGGAACGCCUCAGAGAUUCUUGCUCUCUACAAUGCUUCCUUGGGACCCGAUAAGGGAGUGGACAGUUCCCACAGAUCACUGGAUGCAGUGGAAGCAGCUAAAUCCUUGGCUCAAGCAAGCAGUGCCAUAGUUGCAGUAUCUGGAGCUGUUGACAUUAUCACAGAUGGACAGCAGGUGGUGGGUGUACACAAUGGAGUGGCCAUGUUGCAAAGGAUUACAGCUACAGGUUGCGCCGUUACAGCCCUCAUUGUUGCCUUUGUUGCAGGUGACUCCUGACAUGCUUUUGAAGCCACAGCUCGAUCGGCUCUACCCAUCUUUGGUCUUGCUGAUGAAAUUGGGAUGGACAUGGCUAAAGGUCCGGCUUCAUUGAGGAUACACUGCCUUGAUCAAGCUACCGUAUUUUCUGGGGUCAAUAUCACCACAAUGUCAUAAGGUCUCUAGUCCUGAUCUGAAAUGAUAUGCACGUUCGUUAAACAAAGGCGGGUUCCAGUUGGGAUAUGUAUAAUUUGUUGUAGGAUAGAUUG